CCUAGGUCGCUGUACUGAGCUACUGGAGCGUGCAAGAAUCUCGCCAGCGCUGUUGCAUACACGCCUCGUCCACAGGCACUUGCAACUUCCCUGCAGCAGCCGAGCAAGGGGGAGAGGAAAGGACGAGGAGGGGGAAGGCGGAAACUCUCGAGUGCUCCAUUGUGAUCAAGCGAAGAACCUGUGACGAGAUGGCGGAAAAACGGCGAUUUCAGCAAGAAGAGUCAAAAGACAUGACGUCAGCAGUUUUCCGAGGUCCGAACAGUAUAGACAAUCUCCAACCAGGUCUCAAUCGCUGUCUGGACGCGUUCGUUGUUGCUCUGAACCAGAGCUGUGACGGGAAGAAAUGGUAUACAUCGAUAGCUGGCCUCCAGCUAGCAUCGUUGGCGUUCUGCGUGGCAUGCCGGAAUGUUCUCGCACCAUGCCUGACGGUGGACAAGGGUACGCCGCUUCGUCUAUGGUGUGGGCCUUGUACCACACCACUCGAGGUUCUUACAACUGUGACGCGCGUGCCGGCCAUUCGAGUGCGUGAGGUUGUGUGGAAGUUAACCGAACGUAAAGACGGCAUCGCCCUGCCGUCGUCGUUGCGCCGCAUAACGUUUGGGAGAGAUUUCAACCAGAGGAUUGACAGGGGCUUCUUGCCUGCGUCCGUGGAGGAAAUUGUCUUCGGUAACGCCUUCGACCAGCCAGUCAACGGAGUUCGGUGGCCCACUUCCCUCCGAAAACUUGUUUUCGGCAAUGCGUUCAACCAGCCAGUGGACGAAGGAGUGUGGCCAGUGUCGCUACAAGAGCUGGUGUUUGGUGGGGAAUUCAAUCAGUCACUUGACGGAGGUGCACUGCCCACGUCACUGCGCCGCUUAACGCUUGGGUUUCGUUUCAACCAGAGAAUGGACGAGGUCCUUUUACCUGCUUCCGUGGAGAACAUCGUCUUCGGCAUCUGCUUCAAUCAGCCAGUGAAGGGAGUCUCGUGGCCCGCAUCCCUCGAAGGACUUGAAUUUCGUUGUGCGUUUAACCAGCCAAUGGACGAAGCAGUGUGGCCGGCGUCUCUACGGGAGCUGUUGUUCAGUUGGAGGUUCAAUCAAUCGAUUCAGGGGGGUGUACUGCCUACCUCACUGCGACGCCUUUGUUUUAAGUAUGAUUUCAACCAGAGGAUCGACGGCAACACGUUGCCCCCAUCGCUGGUGCAUCUGGAUCUAGGUCGUGCCUUCAACCAGCCUGUCAACAAAGUCUCGUGGCCGCCGUCUCUGGAGGAAAUCGUCUUCGGUCGGCAGUUUAACCAGCCAGUGGACGAAGUAGUGUGGCCGGCGUCGCUACACGUGCUAGAGUUUGUUUUGGGCACGCUGGCACUAAGCGGAUCCAGAGACGGAACGUUUGACCAGCCCAUCCACAGCGUCGCGUGGUCCACGCGACUGCAGCAUCUGAGGCUUGGCGGCAAGUUCAAUCAGCCUAUUGUAGAAGUGAUGUGGCCACGCUCUCUGCAGACGCUCACACUCGAUGGAUUAUUCAACCAGCCGGUCCACCAAGUCGUCUGGUCGUCUUCGUUGCGCCAGUUGAAGCUUGGCGGUUCAUUCAACCAGCCGAUUAGCCAAGUCAAGUGGCCGGCCUCGCUAGAGCGCCUCCAACUCGGUGCCGACUAUGGGCUGUUUGAUCAGCCCAUCGACGGUGUCACGUGGUCAACAUCCUUGCGUUGGAUCGUUUUCGGAAUGGCAUUCGACCGCCCAAUGGGCAAUGUCGUUUGGCCGGCGUCGUUGCGGGGGCUGGUAUUGCCCUCCCACUGCGACAGGGCACUAGCAGGAUGGCCUCACGUAGAGGUGGUCCUCGUUGAUGCCUCCUUUGAUGGUGGUGGAGACUAUGUUGACUAUUUCAAUGCUAUUGCGGGUGCGGGUUUCCUGUGGCCAGGACAAAGCUACUAAAUAAUGUUGGAGAACACAAGGUUUGGUUGGAGUCCCUGGUACCUGCAGUAGUACAGUUGGGGUCGAGGCAUGGUUUUUGAGAUUGUUGGCGGGCACCAGUGACGGUCAUGUUAUCUUCAGUGUCGCUCAUACGUUCUUGUGCCAUGUCCCCCUAACUGAUUACAACGCGUAGAAAAAGUCUCAGAUACAAGUACCCUGUUCAGUGCGCACAACAACACUGAAGGUGGAUGCAGACCUCCUACGUGAAGUAGUAACCGCCCCCUGCUUGUGUGCGUCAGCAAGACGCAUUGGGGGUGAGUUUCGUUGUGGCGGGGUGCCAUUGAGUUGUUGGUUUUCUCCCCUUUCUCCUGACGUGGGUGAGCUGCAACGUAGCGUGUACUGCAAGUACAUUUUUGGGGCAGCGAAUCGAAAUGGAUCCCACGGUGUGUAUUUGUAUAGUUGAUGGAAAACGUGGUGUCGUAUGGGGCCAAGUGUGACGGACCAGACGGCGAAAUGACGAGAGGGAGGGAGGAGCUCCUCCCACUAUAACAAUGCGACCACGGCGUUAAACCAGAACUACCACUGCCAGUGUUGUC
Ectocarpus sp. CCAP 1310/34 is the source of this 2485-nucleotide messenger RNA. The record is from the annotation of a GenBank genome assembly. NCBI's taxonomy places the organism in Eukaryota, Phaeophyceae, Ectocarpales, Ectocarpaceae.